ACGAGUUCGGGCAGCGAUGUUAGGUAGUUACUAUUGCCGCAUGCGAGACCCCAUGACAUUCAAAAAAAGAGCUAAAAUUUCGUACAAGAGUCUGUGCAAGUAGCUUUAACACGGUGUACUAAAUAGCUACAAUGCGUGUUCCGUCCUUAUAUGAGUUGUACUGUCUACUGUUGAAAAAAAAGUAUGGCUUAAUUCUAUUUGUAGAGGGCCGUCGCGAAGUGUCUAAACAGUUAGGCUAAAUAUCAAAAGCAAAAUAUAAUCCUCGAGAGUAAUGACAUUUCGCUACUUCAAACUUCCUCACGCCUUCUAUAGAAUGCCGUGAUUAAACGAGGGAAGAAAAUGCAUAGACAAAUUGUAAAGUCAUAUAGUAAUGAUAGGCAGUAAAUUUCCAUACAUCGUUGUGUGCGUAUUCAGUACAUCUGUGCCUAUAAAUGGUCCGCGCUAAUUUGGAUCUAUUUUUCUCCUAUCUAUCCUCUAUUUAUAUCUGCUUGACGUCUUCCUUAUGAGGCUGAAAUACAGUUCAAAUCUUUAAUGAUACAUCAUUUAAACGUCCCGUGUCUUGAUCGCUAACUGAUUGUACCCUAUCUAAGCGGCCUGCCUGUAUAGAAUACGGUACAGAGUAUUCUUAAAGACGGCUUUCAGUCUGCAAUGCAGGUUCGAACACCAAAAUAUAAAUCUAAUACAUAAUCAAUACUUUUUAAGACAAUUUCUGCGCGCCUACAAAACGUGGCAUGAUAUAGAUGCAGCAAUUGAAUCAGAUACCAAAGACAUGACGUAGAUGCGUACAUUGGAAUAGUUUAAUUUAUUUGAAAUUCACUACUACUCGAAGUAAGAUCCUCGUUUGUCUGGCAAAGUUGUCGGCCUUAAAUAUUUACGAACUUAUUCUAACUUGAUGAUGGGGAAAAUGCAAUUUCUCUUGUUAAUUCUGUAUUGCAAAAAGAUGGACUACGUAACAGAUCACGCAAUCGUGCGCUGGCUUCAAGUGGCAUAACGGCAAUUUUCAUUGUUCGAAUACUGUUACUCCGGAGCUUGAUAAGUCUGGGAGAGAAGUAGCUAAAGAUGGUCCGAGUGGCGGUCCUGGGAUGUGGCGUCUUGGGUUCGAAAAUCGUUGGUGACCUCGCCUAUCAUGGACAUGAGGUUCGAGCUUACGAUAGCAAUCCGGAAGCAUUAGAUAAGCUGCUCUUGAGGCUUUCCGAAGACACCAAAAUUCUCCGUAAGGAUGGCCUAUUAAAUCAGUCAAAUCUCGUCGGCAAUGUGCUUUGCAUUUCUCGCCUAGAAGAGGCGGUCCGCGAGGCAGAUUUCGUGUUCGAAGCAGUCGUCGAAGACCUUGCGUCAAAAAGCGAACUGGUCGCACAGGUAUCUCACCUUUGUCCCACGACCGCAAUCAUUGGUUCAAGUUCCAUGCACCUCAAGAUUGAUUCCAUCUUCGAACGAGCUGCAGGCAAAGAUCGUUGUUUGGGGGUACGUUUCCUUUUUCCCGUAUUUACAGUAUCUGAGGUUGAGCUUCAAAUGGCCGAAGACACAUCACCUGAGUCUCUGACCUCGGUACGUGAAUUUCUCGAGCGCAUGGGCAAAACUGCAUUUCUGAGAGCAGGCAACCUUCCGCUAGUGCUGAGUGAGGCUCAACGUGAAUAUCGCUGGGUCACUCGCGUACACAUUUUUCAACAGACAGCCUGCCGAAGGCCUCCACUCCUUGUUCCAGACCUAACCCAUCAUGAGAGUCUCGAGCGGGUACUCAACUCAGAACUCAUGGAUGGUCUAACACAAUCCCGAGAGAAAGAUUGUGUCGUAUGUAUGGAUGAGGAGCGCAACUGCGUGUUGCACCCAUGUCAUCAUCUUUGCUUGUGUGCCACGUGUGGCAAAAUGCUGUUCAAACGACAAGACGCAUGUCCUAUUUGCAGGAAAAAGAUAUCAUCCAUCUUUCGAGUAUUUUAUGCUUGAUGUCAUUAAGUACAUAGUGUUCCGUUCAGAUGUACUUGAUACCAUGCGACUGUAUAAAUCACCAACUGAUUGUUAAAAUAGAUGGACUGAUUAUAUGUUUAAUGAACGUAAUUGCUAUGAAAAAACGGCAAUCGAGAAGCUUUAACCAGAUAUCUUUAUAUCGUUCGUGUUAUGUUGUUGGGAUAACAGACUACAGAGUCGACGUUAAUUUUUCCUAUUACUGAACGCAUAUUCAUAAUACAAAAUUGUAUUACUUCCUAUUUGAACAGCCAGAAUCAUAUAAGAUGGGCACAGGUAACGUAUCUGAGUACAGAGCACGUUGGUUAAAUCAUUAGAAUAUGGUUACCAUGUUCGGCCAUAGUCUCUCAUCAGCCCAUGCUAUCGUCGAAGACGUAGCACUAUACACCAGAAGAGCUUCCGUAUGUAACUAUGUCAACACGAAAAAUACGAAUUUAACAUGAAUGUAAUUAUAUUUAGCGUCAUUGUUGAAUUUUCUCAGUUGAAUGUUUGAGACACAAGUUAUAAUGGGAGACGUACAUUGCAGUAUAUAUAACCGAUCACUCGUAAGCUCUUACAGCUACCGACCCCUAAAGGAGUGAAUAAGUAAAUAAAUGUAUCUUCUAAUUGAUGUACAAAUAUUUCAAUCUAUUUGUUAAACGCGACCGUACGUGGUUUCCAUGACCAUCGUUCCAUCGCUGUCCUCUGCUAUUUUAAUCAAAAACCUUGGUUUGCGUGUCUAUAGUCUUCAGUUGUUGUUGACCAAUUGGUAUACGUAUUGAAAUACUAUUAACACAGCGGUUUCCAUUUCUUCUCCAUGAAUAUUCUAUCUAAUUCGGCCAGAUCGCCAAUCAUUAUCCAUCUUAUUUAUGUUAGAAAUAUAACAAAAAGCGCUAAACAUUAUAAGGUUAAAAAAAUCACACUUAAAAAAUAUAUUGUUUUAGUUUUCCGAUCUUAGCGAUAGCUCGUUGUACCCUUUAAAUA
Messenger RNA from Varroa destructor (honeybee mite), 2922 nucleotides. RefSeq lists its product as uncharacterized. Lineage: Eukaryota; Metazoa; Arthropoda; Arachnida; Mesostigmata; Varroidae. The record is from RefSeq and is a predicted model, not a curated record. Gene Ontology annotation, molecular function: NAD+ binding; oxidoreductase activity. Gene Ontology annotation, biological process: fatty acid metabolic process.